GGCAUUAGUAGGGUCUAGUAGAUCUGGUAAGAGCUCUGUGCUCCCCCUUGUACUUCAGUUCUACGAUCCAACAGCAGGGAAGGUGAUGAUUGAUGGAAAAGACAUUAAGAAACUCAAGCUCAAGUCCCUUCGAAAACACAUUGGCCUUGUCCAACAAGAGCCAGCGCUAUUUGCCACGUCAAUCUAUGAAAACAUUCUUUAUGGCAAAGAUGGAUCAUCUGAAACAGAGGUCAUUGAGGCCUUCCAAGCUUGCUAAUGCACAUAACUUCAUCAGUAGCCUCCCUGAGGGCUACUCGACCAAAGUAGGAGAGCGAGGGGUGCAACUAUCAGGUGGCCAGAAGCAACAGGUCGCUAUUGCAAGAGCUGUUCUCAAGAAUCCAGCAAUUUUGCUUCUUGAUGAGGCUACCAGCGCUCUCGAUGUGGAGUCUGAGCAUGCCGUUCAACAAGCCCUUGAUAGGCUAAUGAAGAAUCGAACAACGGUUAUGGUGGCACAUCGGUUGUCUACCAUCCAAAAUGCAGAUCACAUAUCAGUUUUGCAAAAUGGAAAGAUCUUAGAGCAAGGGAACCACUCUACUCUAAUAGAGAACAAGAAGGGAGCCUAUUAUAAGCUUAUCAAUUUACAGCAACUGCAACAAUAACAGAAAUAAAAGGAGUAAAUGACCAAGAUAACUGGUUACAAUUGAACUUGUAUUCUUUUUCCUUUUUUGACUAUUUACUCCUUCAGCU
Telopea speciosissima is the source of this 726-nucleotide messenger RNA. RefSeq names its product ABC transporter B family member 10-like. Lineage: Eukaryota; Viridiplantae; Streptophyta; Magnoliopsida; Proteales; Proteaceae. The record is from RefSeq and is a predicted model, not a curated record. The transcript has 2 exons. The coding region runs from base 93 to 638 and encodes 181 amino acids. Gene Ontology annotation, molecular function: ATPase-coupled transmembrane transporter activity; ATP hydrolysis activity; ATP binding.